This is a messenger RNA of Phytophthora megakarya, 789 nucleotides long. Lineage: Eukaryota; Oomycota; Peronosporomycetes; Peronosporales; Peronosporaceae. The record is from the annotation of a GenBank genome assembly.
AUGAACGUCGAACGCAGCAUGACACCACUUGUGGAACAGAUGACGGUUUUCAGGCCCAACAUUCCCGCGCCAUCCCAAUUGGGGUCAGUCUUGGGACGCAGUUCGUAUAUUGAUGACAUUGCGCAUGGGACAGCCACGUGGGAUCAACUAUGCGAUGCGCUGCUCUAUCGGUUACGGUAUUGGAGUAUCUCAGUUAGCUUGCCCAAGAGCGAAUUCGGGAAGCGUGUCAUACCGUAUCUCUCCCAUGAGAUUGGUGCUGAAGGGAUACGUGCCACCACGAAGAUCAUAAAAGGAAUUCAGGAGCUACCGUUUCCGUCUACCCUGAAAGGAUACCACAAAUUCAUCGAGGACUAUGCUGUGGUAGCCGCUUCACUCUAUGAGCUGACCGACGACCAAGUGCGUGCAGGACGAGACUUGUCUUGGGCGAAGGAAUCUUUCGAGAUCCUGAAGAGGAAGAUCGUGUCUACACCUCUACUCAGGCACCCGGAUCGGACGAAACCUUUUGUGAUCAUCCCGCAUGCGAAUCAGUGGGCCGCUUGUGCAGUUCUAGGACAAAUGCAUAAAGCCUUGUUCAACCGUGACGCUGAACUCAAGUAUCAUAUUGCUGAGAAGGAAGUCCUCGCUGUAAUGCGAGUUUUCCAUGUGUUCAAGAACGUGAUCGAAGGAUGUCCACUGAUAAUCUACACCCGACAUUCAGUGCUGAAGUGGAUCAUCAACUCUAAGACCGUUGAAGGCCGUUUGGUGCCAUGGGGCAUUGCUCUCUCGCAGUACGAUUUGGAGAUUCGGAAG